Molecule: messenger RNA, 2388 nt
Organism: Thecamonas trahens ATCC 50062
Lineage: Eukaryota; Apusomonadida; Apusomonadidae
Product: NF-X1-type zinc finger protein NFXL1
Exons: 2
Coding region: 1-2388 (795 amino acids)
Biological process (GO): regulation of DNA-templated transcription
Cellular component (GO): nucleus
Molecular function (GO): RNA polymerase II transcription regulatory region sequence-specific DNA binding; zinc ion binding; DNA-binding transcription factor activity, RNA polymerase II-specific
Source: RefSeq, a predicted model, not a curated record
AUGGACGAUGUCUUUGCCGGGUACUCUGGGAGCGAUGUAGGGCUGGAGCGGACCAAGCAGCUGGUGGAGGAGGCUUGCGGCGGGAGCCAGAGCUGCCUCGUGUGUCUGGAUCUGCUGCUGGCUACAGAUCCGGUGUGGCAGUGCGGAACGUGCUACGCGCUGGUCCACUCGCAAUGCAUUCUGCAAUGGGUCAGCUCGGCACCGCGCAAGGUCAAGCACGCCGACGACGGCUCCGAUUUUAACGUCCUCCCGCUCGAGUGGGCGUGUCCCAAGUGCCGGGCGAGUUACGACAGCGUGCCGGACAAGUACACGUGCUUUUGCGGAGCUGUGGAGAAUCCGGCACAUGAUCCGUGGAUCACGCCGCACACCUGUGGGAGCAAGUGCAUCAAGGAGUUGGAGCCGGCAUGUGGGCACGCGUGCGUGUUGCAGUGCCACCCAGGCCCGUGCCCACCGUGCCCGCAGAUGGUGGCCACGUCGUGUCACUGUGGCGCGAGCAAGCGGACCCGGCGGUGCAACGCCGGACCGUUCUCCUGCGAGGCGGUGUGCGGCAAGGCGCUGGCCGGGUGCGGCCAUCCAUGUGAGCGGGUGUGCCACACGGGGCCAUGCCCGCCGUGCGAGGCGGUGGUGGCCGAUGCCGCGUGCGUGUGCGGGCGCGAGCAGAUGUUGCGUGCGUGUGCGACGCUUCCGUGGCAAUGCGAAGCGGUGUGCGGCGAAGAGCUGAGCUGCGGGCGCCACGCGUGCACCAAGGUCUGUCACUCGAGCAGCGAGCCGCACUCGGCGUGCCCGGGUGCUGGCGUGCGAACUUGCCCAUGCGGCAAGUCGCGACCCACGAGCGAGGCGCUGGCCUGCGAUGAGGCAGUGCCUACCUGCGGCGAUACAUGCGGCAAGGCACUCGAGUGCGGGCUCCACACCUGCUUUGCGUUCUGCCAUGAAGGCCCAUGCCCACCGUGCGACGAGCUGGUGUCGAAAAAGUGCGAAUGUAAGGCGACAGUGGCUGACAUGCCGUGCUCGGAACCGUUCCGAUGCUCGCGCAAGUGCGCACGGAUGCGGUCGUGCGGGCGGCAUGUGUGCAAGGCCAAGUGCUGUCCACCGUCGGUGCCAUGCAAGCCGUGCACCCGGACGUGCGAGCGGAUGCUGCGGUGCGGGAACCACAAGUGCGGCGCGCCAUGCCAUGACGGCCCGUGCUUCCCUUGUCCGCGAUCGGUGACUGUCAGCUGCGCAUGCGGCGCCGAGCAGGUGUCCUGCGGACACGAGUGCUCGGCACCGUGCCACCAUCCUGCGACCAUCCAGGCCUGGGAAGUACACGUCGACACGCUUCGAGCCGAGCUUCGACGCGACGCUGCUGCCGCGGCCGAGGUCGACGAGCGGCUCCUGGGCACGCUCGACGUGCCAGCCGAGUACAUGGCGCAGGUUCCGGUGUCUCCCGCUUGUCCGCCGUGCUCAGCGCGGGUAAUGCGCGGGUGCGUCGGCGGGCAUGUGGCAACCGAGGUGGCAUGCUCGGCGCCGCCGGUGGCAUGCGCCAACGAGUGCGGCGCUGAGCUGCGUUGCGGCCAUCACACUUGCACCCAGCCGUGUCAUCCUGUGGCGAUCGCGAGCGACCGGCUGGACCACGGGAUGGCCGAAAGCCGCGUCGCGCCGCAGGAGUGCCCACCGUGCACCGCAGCUUGCGAGGCUCGGCGGAGGUGCGGCCACCCGCACGUCGACGCCUGUCACCGCGGCGAGUGUCCACCGUGCGAGGUUUACGUGCAGGCCGAGUGUUUUUGCGGCGGACGGGUGGUGGUGAUGUGCGGCGACCGCGAGAGCCCGAGCACAGCAUUGAGCUGCGGACAGGCGUGCGAGCGGCUGCGCGACGGGUGCGGUCAUCUCUGCUCGCGGGUGUGUCAUCCGGGCGAAUGCAAUGACGUGGCGUGUGAGGGUCUGGUCGUGGUGCGGUGCCGUUGUGGGGCGACCAAGGCGAGCGUGAGGUGCGGCGAGGUUCCUCAGGCACCGACGUGCGGUGAAGAGUGCCGCGCAGUGGCGGAGCGCGCAGAAACAGCACGCAAGGCCGCGGUGGCCCAGGUACUGACAGAGCGCGCCGCGGAGCGCGCGGCGCGCGCAACUGCCAAGGCCGAGGCCAAGGCCAGGGCACGGGCGGCGGCGAAAGCCCGGCGGACGCAGGAGAAGCGCGAGGCCGAGGCGCGGGCAGCCAAGGCGGCCAAGGCCGAGCCGCGGGUCAACUCGGCUGUCUCGUCUGUGCAGCGGCGGUACCAGGGCGAGAAUCCGUUUGCUGGGGGAAAGAAGAGCCUUGGCCUCGACAAGGUGUGCAACGCGAAGGUCGGUGCAGUGGCUGCCGCUGUCCUCGGCAUUGUCAUCAUGGUGUGGCUAGCCGCAACGACGGAGCGGAAGUAA